UCGUUUCUUCCUCCUCAGCUUGACGUUCCAAGCUGAUCAACCAACCAGGUUUCUCUUUUUCUUUUUUUUUCCUGAAGCAUGAAAGCUGUUUCUCCGUCGUCUCCGCAUCACCUGAAGCCAAUGCUCGGAGCUUCUCCGGCGACGGCGAGGAUGGCGCGUUCGAGUCAUGUCGUUCACUGUGCGCAGAGAUCUGACUGUUUGAGCUUCCACCACGGAGUUGGCUCUAGUCGAGCCGAAUGGCAGAGCACGUGCGCGAUUAUCGCGAGCAAGGUUGUUUCUCAGGAGCAAUCAGAAUCGCUUCCACCACUUUCCGGCGGAGCUGAUCACGUCGCCGCCGUGAACGGCCACAAUAGCGCCGCCACCGUGGCUGGACUGAAUCUGGUCCCGAUCGAGAAAUCCGACGCCAAAUCGCUGGUCCCGCAACCGCCGCAGAAGCCUCUCAGCAUCACGGAUCUGUCGCCUGCGCCGAUGCACGGAUCUAAGCUCCGAGUCGCGUACCAAGGCGUCCCGGGCGCGUACUCUGAGGCCGCCGCCGGUAAGGCUUACCCAAACUGCGAAGCAAUUCCUUGCGAUCAGUUUGAAGUGGCGUUUCAGGCGGUGGAGCUCUGGAUCGCGGACCGAGCGGUUUUACCAGUGGAGAACUCGCUCGGUGGCUCAAUCCACCGGAACUACGACCUCCUCCUCCGCCACCGCCUCCACAUAGUGGGAGAGGUCCAGCUCCCGGUCCAUCACUGCCUCAUGGCUCUCCCCGGUAUCCGCAAGGAGUUCCUCACGCGUGUGAUCUCACAUCCACAGGGACUCGCCCAAUGCGAGCACACACUCACCAAGCUCGGCCUCAACGUGGCGCGUGAGGCUGUCGACGACACCGCCGGAGCCGCCGAAUUCAUUGCCGCCAACAACCUACGCGACACAGCAGCGAUCGCGAGCGCACGAGCCGCAGAGAUCUACGGGUUGGAGAUCCUCGAAGACGGGAUCCAGGACGACGCGAGUAACGUCACGCGCUUCGUGAUGCUGGCGCGUGAUCCGAUCAUACCUAGGACUGACCGGCCGUUCAAGACGAGCAUUGUGUUCGCUCACGAGAAAGGUACGAGCGUUCUGUUCAAAGUGCUUUCGGCGUUUGCGUUUAGGAACAUCAGCUUGACAAAGAUCGAGUCGCGACCGAAUCACAACCGCCCAAUAAGGCUCGUCGACGACGCAAACGUGGGAACGGCGAAGCACUUCGAGUACAUGUUCUACAUCGAUUUCGAGGCUUCAAUGGCGGAGCCGCGUGCACAGAACGCGCUAGCUGAGGUUCAGGAGUUCACAUCCUUCCUGCGGGUGCUGGGGAGUUAUCCCAUGGACAUGACGCCUUGGUCACCAUCAUCAUCAUCAUCAUCAUCAUUGUCAGCAUCAUCACCAUCAUAAAACAUAUGAACACUACCACCAAGAUAAACCUUAAUUAAUAUGUAAAUUUGGAGAAUGAAAACUAAAACUUAUUUCUCCUAUAUAUAAAAAAAAAUUAAGAAGCCGUGGGAUCCGUUGUUGUGUUUAUUUCUGUUGUCAGCUUUUUUUAGAUUUAAUUACGUUCUUUAAGCAACAGCUUAUAUUAAAUUUAUCAUCCAAAUGUCAAAAGAUUUAUCAUUUGUAUAAAUAUAAAUGUCAACAUUGAUGAGUGAUUUAUCA
Messenger RNA from Tarenaya hassleriana, 1662 nucleotides. RefSeq names its product arogenate dehydratase/prephenate dehydratase 6, chloroplastic. Bases 79 to 1404 code for a protein of 441 amino acids. Gene Ontology annotation, molecular function: prephenate dehydratase activity; arogenate dehydratase activity. The record is from RefSeq and is a predicted model, not a curated record. Gene Ontology annotation, biological process: L-phenylalanine biosynthetic process. The transcript has 2 exons. Lineage: Eukaryota; Viridiplantae; Streptophyta; Magnoliopsida; Brassicales; Cleomaceae. Gene Ontology annotation, cellular component: cytoplasm; chloroplast.